AUGACUGACAUCAGCGACUGGGCGUAUAUCGACGAUGAAAUUCAGCCGGCACAACAACCAUUGCUAGCCCCAUCCCAUGAAAUUAGCUCCAUGGAACGCAUGCUGUCGGCAUGUUCCGGCGCACUGUUCACCUCAUUUCUUGUUACACCGCUCGAUGUCGUUAAGACUCGGUUACAAAGUCAAGCUGGACAUCAUUUGACCAAUGGAUUGCAGUUUAAUGGGACUUGGGAUGGUGUGACCAAAAUUGUACGACAUGAAGGAACAUUUUCCCUUUGGCGGGGCUUAUCAGCGAGUCUGGCCAUGGCCAUUCCUUCGACCGUCAUCUAUUUCGUUGGCUAUGACUACGUCCGGGAACAGACUCAAAAGUCCCGAUUUGCCCAUACAGCCAUCCACGAUUAUUCACCACUUUGGGCAGGGGGCAUGGCCAGAGCUAUUGCUGCCGCCACGAUAUCCCCUAUUGAAUUAUUCCGCACCCGUCUACAAGCUGCUGAAGGACGUCAAGAUUUCAAAUCUGUAUUAAACGGGGUGGUUCGAAUGGUGGAACACAAUGGAUUCAGAUCUCUGUGGCGAGGUUUCCUACCAACCAUGUUGCGAGAUGUGCCCUUCUCAGCUGUGUACUGGAUGGGUUACGAAAAGAUUAAACAUCGGUUAAAGGCAAUAGAUGGCUACGGUGAAGAGGAUACCCUUUCCAAUUUCCAGAUAUCAUUUGCUGCGGGGGCUUCCUCCGGCAUGAUUGCGGCAGUAUUAACAACGCCAUUCGAUGUGUUAAAGACACAGCGACAAGUGAAUUCAUCCAAAGAUAUGUCUUUUACAUUGAUUACGCGACGUAUCCUGGCUGACGAAGGUUGGAAAGGGUUUUUAAGAGGUGUGGUUCCUCGAGUGAUGAAAGUGGCUCCAUCAUGUGCUAUCAUGAUUUCAAGCUAUGAAGUCGGUAAAUUAUUCUUUGCAGAUCGACGACGACAACAACAACCGCGUGUCAUGACUUCUUGA
This is a messenger RNA of Radiomyces spectabilis, 990 nucleotides long. RefSeq names its product mitochondrial carrier domain-containing protein. Lineage: Eukaryota; Fungi; Mucoromycota; Mucoromycetes; Mucorales; Radiomycetaceae. The record is from RefSeq and is a predicted model, not a curated record. The transcript has 9 exons. The coding region runs from base 1 to 990 and encodes 329 amino acids. Gene Ontology annotation, biological process: mitochondrial transmembrane transport.